CAGAUGAAAUUCCUGCUGCUGCAACAGAAGUAUCUGGAGUAUCUGGAGGAUGGCAAGGUCCUGGAGGCUCUACAGGUCCUCAGAGCCGAACUCACGCCCCUCAAGUAUAACACAGAGCGUAUCCACAUUCUGAGUGGGUACCUGAUGUGCAGUCAUGCGGACGAUCUGAGAGCCAAAGCUGAGUGGGAAGGAAAAGGCCCAGCAUCCAGAACAAAGCUGCUGGACAAACUUCAGACGUCCCUGCCUCCGUCUGUGAUGCUUCCUCCUCACCGCCUGCAGACUCUUCUGAAGCAGGCCAUGGAGCUACAAAGAGAGCGCUGCCUGUACCACAACACCAAGCUGGACAGUGGACUGGACUCUGUAUCACUGCUGCUGGACCACACCUGUAGCCGGUAA
Molecule: messenger RNA, 396 nt
Organism: Nematolebias whitei (Rio pearlfish)
Lineage: Eukaryota; Metazoa; Chordata; Actinopteri; Cyprinodontiformes; Rivulidae
Product: WD repeat-containing protein 26
Biological process (GO): proteasome-mediated ubiquitin-dependent protein catabolic process
Cellular component (GO): GID complex
Molecular function (GO): protein binding
Source: RefSeq, a predicted model, not a curated record